AAACAGAAAAUCGAAUGAGAAAAUUCGUGAAAAUCUUUUGAUCGCAUACAUUUUCAAUCAAACGCAGAGGGAGGGAAAUCGUUGACACGCAAAGUAUUUUCGUUUUUAAUAUAAUUUGUUAAUACAUUCUAAUAAAUCCGAAAAAAAUGGCUGAAAAUAAUAGUGAAAUUAUUCAAGAUUUAAACAAUAACGAAGAGGUUACAAAUGGAGGUGAAACCGCAGUAGAAGGAGCAACUGCUUCUGUCCACGAAAAUCAUGCAAAAAACGAUAAUGAGUUAUUGGAUAUGGUUUUCACAUUGGAAAGCGAAAAGCAGCAAUUGGUAGAGGAAUCACGUAAACGUAUGUCUGCUUUGCGCAAAGAUUUGGAGGAAGCUUUAGGUGAAAAUGAAAAACUCAAAAGGAAAGUCAAUCAAUUGGAACAAUCCCUAAAGCAGUCGGUAAUGUUGGGCGGUGUGGAUGCCCCCAAGACUCGACAAGAUCAAGAAGAGCUGUUGUUGAAAGCCAAAACAUUGCUCUUCGAAAAAACCAAAGUGAAUAAACAACAAGAACAUCAAAUUGCCACCAUGAAAACCCAGGUGGAUGCCAUGAAAGAUGUUGUACAGGUCACAAAGGAUAUGUUGAAUUUGAAAACUGCCGAAUGCAAUCACAUGCAGGAACGUUUAAAUAAAGCCCAGUUGUGGGUCAAAGCUGAGCAAGAUAAAUGUACCAUAUUGGAGAAGAAAUUGCAAAUUUCGAAAAAUGUCUACGAUAAAUUAAAGUCCGAACAUGAGCUUCAGACCAAGAUACAUCGUGAAUUGAAAUCGGUUUAUGAGGAAAAAGUGAAGUUGUUGAAUGAUACAAUAGAUAAAUUGAAAUAGAAAAUAAAUAUUUUUUUGCAAUUGGAAGAUAUGCGUGGUCAA
Molecule: messenger RNA, 899 nt
Organism: Musca domestica (house fly)
Lineage: Eukaryota; Metazoa; Arthropoda; Insecta; Diptera; Muscidae
Product: ELKS/Rab6-interacting/CAST family member 1
Exons: 2
Coding region: 147-857 (236 amino acids)
Source: RefSeq, a predicted model, not a curated record